AUGAUGGAGUGGACAUUAGAAGUGCAGCAGCAGCUGCUGAGUGACCACAACUGGGAGAAGCCAAUGCCACAGGGUCCCCCAGGUGGAGUUGUAGGGAUCCUUGGAGGUAUUGUUGCUAUUGGACUGAUCAUCGGAGUGGCUGCUACUGUUGUCAUGGUCCAUCGGCGGCAGCACAAGACCCGCACCGAGACAGAUAAUGACCUGACAGACCUCCCACCCGCCCACAAACCGGCUCCUCCUCCACCCAAAAAGAAGAACAGUGACAUGAAGGGACAACUGACGUCUGAUGACAUCCAGGUGGUUCAUCUGGACAAGGAUGAAGAAAUGCAGAAGCUUCCUCUUCAGCCUCCUUAUUACGACAUGGCACCAUCUGAGUCGACCCCCUUCACCGAUAAGUCGGACUGUGGGAGGCACCAAGAAGAGCUGUUGAACCCGGCUGAAUAUGUGAGCUACCAGCCCACCUGCAACAUGGAACACUGUCCCGAGUCUCACCCCGCCACGGUUCACCCGCCUGUUACCUUCCUGCCCCAGCACCCCUACGCCCAACAACCGUCCAACGAGCCGAUGUACUCCAACACCAGCUUCUCUAAUGCUGGCCCUCAGGCUCCGCUGAAGUUUCCUAAGGAGCAGUCUGUGUGA
Cynoglossus semilaevis (tongue sole) is the source of this 639-nucleotide messenger RNA. RefSeq lists its product as uncharacterized. The coding region runs from base 1 to 639 and encodes 212 amino acids. The record is from RefSeq and is a predicted model, not a curated record. Lineage: Eukaryota; Metazoa; Chordata; Actinopteri; Pleuronectiformes; Cynoglossidae. The transcript is spliced from 5 exons.